Molecule: messenger RNA, 11511 nt
Organism: Pseudopipra pipra
Lineage: Eukaryota; Metazoa; Chordata; Aves; Passeriformes; Pipridae
Product: guanine nucleotide-binding protein G(q) subunit alpha
Exons: 7
Coding region: 36-1115 (359 amino acids)
Biological process (GO): action potential; glutamate receptor signaling pathway; phospholipase C-activating dopamine receptor signaling pathway
Cellular component (GO): heterotrimeric G-protein complex
Molecular function (GO): G protein-coupled receptor binding; G-protein beta/gamma-subunit complex binding; GTPase activity
Source: RefSeq, a predicted model, not a curated record
GGGGGUGGGGGCUGUGUCUGAACCAGCUAGGAAGAAUGACUCUGGAGUCCAUCAUGGCGUGCUGCCUGAGCGAGGAAGCUAAGGAAGCCCGGCGGAUCAACGACGAGAUCGAGCGGCAGCUGCGCCGGGACAAGCGGGACGCCCGCCGGGAGCUGAAGCUGCUGCUGCUGGGCACAGGAGAGAGUGGCAAAAGCACAUUUAUCAAGCAGAUGAGAAUCAUUCAUGGAUCAGGUUACUCUGAUGAAGACAAAAAGGGCUUUACAAAACUGGUGUACCAGAAUAUAUUUACAGCAAUGCAGGCCAUGAUCAAGGCCAUGGAUACCCUCAAAAUCCCAUACAAGUGUGAAAAUAACAAGGUUCAUGCACUAUUAGUUCGAGAAGUCGAUGUAGAGAAGGUGUCAAGUUUUGAGAACCCGUAUGUGGAUGCAAUAAGAAGUUUAUGGAAUGACCCUGGAAUUCAGGAGUGUUAUGAUAGACGACGGGAAUAUCAGUUAUCAGAUUCAACUAAAUACUAUCUUAAUGACUUGGACCGCAUAGCAGAUUCCACCUAUCUGCCAACUCAACAGGAUGUGCUCAGAGUUCGAGUCCCAACAACAGGGAUCAUUGAAUAUCCAUUCGACUUACAAAGCGUCAUUUUCAGAAUGGUGGAUGUAGGAGGUCAGCGAUCAGAAAGAAGAAAAUGGAUACAUUGCUUUGAAAACGUCACAUCUAUCAUGUUCCUAGUAGCUCUUAGUGAAUAUGAUCAAGUGCUUGUGGAGUCAGAUAAUGAGAAUCGAAUGGAAGAAAGCAAAGCACUCUUUAGGACAAUUAUCACAUAUCCAUGGUUCCAGAAUUCUUCAGUUAUUCUGUUCUUAAAUAAAAAAGAUCUAUUAGAGGAGAAAAUUAUGUACUCCCAUCUAGUUGAUUAUUUUCCAGAGUAUGAUGGACCACAGCGGGAUGCACAGGCGGCACGAGAGUUCAUCCUGAAGAUGUUCGUAGACCUGAAUCCAGAUAGUGACAAAAUUAUCUACUCUCACUUCACAUGUGCUACAGACACAGAGAAUAUCCGCUUCGUCUUCGCUGCUGUCAAGGACACAAUCCUACAGUUAAACCUGAAGGAGUACAACCUGGUUUAACUGUGCCUGGGGGGUCCUCCAAAACCAGCUUUCCAUGAUUGAAGAUACACAAGAGGGACUGUAUUAUAAUCUGUGAAAACAAUUUGCAUAAUACUAAUUUAUUGCCGGCCUGGACUCUGUGAAUGUCCACAGAGUUUGUAGUUAAUAUUAUGAUUUUAUUUAAACUAUAUGGAGGAAAAACAAAAGAUGCUGAAGUACAUUCACAGCACAUUUCCUCAUUUUUUUAGGCAAAACCUUGUGACUCAAUGUGUUUCAAAUUCUCGGUCAUACAUUUACAAAGGAUAGCAGUUUUUUGCUAUUGAAGCAAAAUCAAGCUGGUUUCCUCUUUUCCUAACCCUUUCUCACCCCCUCCUUUCCUUCCCCCCUACUGUUUUACAGGGUACAAUGGCCUUUUUUUCCCCAGUUGCAUUCCUGGGUGAAAUAUUUUCUGUUGGAUGAUUUGGUCAGGAAAAUAGUAUCAUCACAAUUUAAGUCAUCAGUCGUAAUUUUUACAGUAUGUACUUUCUCUGAAGGAUCAAAAAGUAUUGAUACUGUGAUUUUUAAAUUCUUUGCAUGGGUGUCUUCAUUCUGUCUUCACUUUGAGACUAGAAGAUUGGGAUUGCAAAGUAGAAUUACAGUUGUCUAAGGAUAUUAAAUUUAUCCAUAAUUUUACAGUUCAGAAAGGUGCACAGAAGACAAUAAUGAAAUAAUAAGACACAGUUUUGGAUGUACAUGGAAUAUGUUAGAAUCUCUUUUUAGUUGCCAUGUGCCAUUUUUUUCUCUCUCCUUUUAUUUACAGAUGCCAAAUAGAAAAGUGAGACACUACAGUUUCCCCAGUGGCUACAGCCUGAAACAGUGUUGUUUUUCUCAGUUUUGUGGUGUGUUUUUCUUAAGUUAGAGCUUUUUUAAGUGUUCUUUUUCCACAGUAGUAAAAUUAUUUUUAUUGUACAAAAUUCAUGUUGCCAAAUCUGGCUUUUUGUAAAACCAGUGCUCUUGAAACAAGAUACUGAUUGAAAUGCCAAACAGAGGGGUUGGGAACUGACCUGAUUGAAUCAACUGCCAAAUGAUUAACACAUGCAGUUUUAGCUCAUGCGUUCCCUUUUUUAGAAGGUGUUCCAUUUUCUAAUGCCAAAACCAACAAUGUAAGUGAAUAUGCUAUGAAUAUGACAUGCAUGUGGUCUACUGAUUUAAAAACAGUUUAGAUCUCUCCCUUUGUCAGUUAAGACAUGAGGUUGUUUUCCAUAAUAAUUUCAAGGCACCUUUAGUUGUAUAACACAAAAGUAUUAAUGAGAGAUCAGGAACCUUACUUGAUAAGGUUGCUUGUUAACUAAUUCACAGGCAUUUGAUAAGCUUUGAUGCAAAAUAGCCUCUCUCAAUGUUCUUUAGAAGAGAUUUGUAAAUGUAAAUGAAGCAGUGAGAAAAUCAUUCUUUAAAUUUAAACGUGCGAUUUUUUAACAACAAAAAUGCAGCACACGUAGAUGAGCCUUUAUUCUGCAGGUUGAAAGGUGUUUUUUGACCAGGUGCAUGAUUGCUAGCAAGCUCUAGGAAACUCGGAGUUCAGACUUGUAAUUGGAUUUAUUAUCUGCAAUGCCAAGUAGCACUAGAGUGCACUUAACACAGAAAUUGCAGCCACAUAGCAGCAGAUGGGAGGUGGAAAAAAAGAAUGGCUUAUUAGUUGAUUACCAAAGUUAACAAUAAAUACUAAUGAGAUGGUUUUCAUCCUUAACCCUCUCAAUUCCAAAACAACAAUAACAAGAACAGUUGCUAUUUUUUGCUCCCUCUUAAAACACCGUGUAAUUUAAAACUGGUUGUAGGUAUAGUGCAAUUAUGAAUGCUAUAAUCAUUGUACAUACAUAUAUAUAUAUAUAUAUGGCAGCAUCCAUAUUGGCUUUGUAAUCAUUAAUUUUUGGCAAAUUGAAUGUGCUGUAUUGAUAUGUAUCUAUGUAAUUGUAUUGUAUGUCUUAUAGCUAAUUCACAUUUUAAAUAAUGUUAUUUUAUUUACUUUUUUAAGAGAGAAGAAUGUAAAUUUUGUCAGUUUAUUUCUGACUAGGGAUUUGUUGUUUUUAUUUACAAAACAAAAUACUAUAGUACAGAGCGGUACUAGCAUUGUGCUGUAUAAAAUCAUUUCCACAUUCCUGAGAAGGAGUAAAUUGGAGACACCCAGACAGAGGUCAUUCACAUUCAAAACAAUGCUUAAAUCUUGUCAGGGCUUCAUACAGCUGUAGAAAACGAACUUAUUAGAGAACUUAGGCCAUUAUAUCUCUAAUUGGAACAUAAGCUUUAAAUAUAAAUUAAAUUUUUAUUUAUCAGAUUCACAUUAGGUUGCUUCUACUUUUCUGGUAGGAUCUAUUGGAAAAGUAAGUUUAUAGAUAUUUCAAACCAUUGUAUAUAAGUACUAAUGUGUGUAUGCUGUUGCCCUAAAAAUACCAUGAUAAAAUAUAAAACAUCAGAUCAAUUAAUCAGUCUUUCAGAAACUGCAGAAACUUUAUGAAUAACAACAACCAAAAAGUCACUGUAAUUAACAAUUUUAAGGAGUUAAAGCAUUUUAUUUAAAAGUAACACUGACAUUCUGAAUAGGGGAUCAGAACAGUGACUCUUUCUUACGUACAGUUUAAGAAAAUUGGUCUUGAUCUUGCUAUAAAUUCAACAGAGCUUCUGUUUUCACAGUUCCACUGUUGAUAAUAUCCCUUCUUUCAACCUGGGAAUACAUUGCCCACACUGGAUUCAGUGCUAUAAAUGGAACUGUAGCAAAAAAAAAAAAAGAAAAAAAAAAAAGAAAAAAAAAGGGGGAGGGGAGGUAAAAACCCCAAACAAACAAAAAGCCACACCAGACAGUGGUGUCUAACAAAAGUUUGGGCAUUUUUAAUUUUUUUUUUUUCUUAUAGGAUAUUGGGUGGGGGAACAGGAAAUGUGGUUCGGAGUUUUGUAUAAAAACCAAACAAAAGUUUACUCACGCUUUCUAGUUACAUUGUGAUUGCAAAAGUUUUCAAGAGUGUGUGCCACUGGGCUAUUUUCUGGUAUUUUUUAGGUGAGUUGAACCUGUGGCAGUGUUUAGAUCAUUUGAGCAUGUUCUGGAAAAAAAGAUAUUCAGCAUGCCAAGGCAAGCUUUACAUGAAUCACCUAACACAGCAUUGCAGUGUGACAGUUUACAAAAACAUUUUCUUUUUAAAUGACACAGCUGUUCCCACUUGUAGUAUAUUCCAUUGUGGUGGUGGUGGUGCUGUUGUUUUAAUUGAUGGUUUCUACUAUGCCUUAUAGUGCUUAAGUCCAGAAGUUUGUGCCUCUAACAUGAAGCUGAAGGCAAAAACAUCAAGACAGAAACCCUCUUAACUUUGCCAAAAUGAUGUGUUUUCUUUGAAUGGUGUAAAUGGGGGAGGAGGGAAGGAAAACAUCUUGGGAACCUGUGUAUUCUAGAUGUUCACUAGCACAAGAAAGCUGUAAUACAUGUUUUACAGAAACCUUGAACUUGCCUUUUUCACUAAUUAACUGACACUGUCCUUACAGAUGUAGGAUGAUGCAGCUAUAAGGGCAGUUUACUUUUUAUAAUUCAGUCUCUUUUGAUUGUCAAGGUGUAUGGACUGUAAUUUUUAAUCAUACUGCCACAUGAUUGUGAAUCCCUUUUUAAAGUUUGAAAGUGGAGAAGAGACUUUUAAUGCUGGAAAACAGUCAGAAUUGACUGCAUGAUCUGCAAAAACUCUAUAUGGGGGAAAAGGGCUGCAUAUAAAGAUACUGCUAGACUCCCAUAAGGUGCAGAAGACUUUCAGAUUACUCAACCCCAUGACCCUUUCCUUGUUAAACAUUCUUCACGAAAGAAUAAAAUAUUAGGAGAAAACAUGGACAUGUUAACCCACAUGAAAAAAAAUAAAUUUAGACAAUAAUUUAUUAUUAUGUGCUGCUAUUUUUGGAGCUCUGUGCAUGGUUUUCCUGCAGACUAUUACAUUAGUGAACUAAUGAAGUGUUCACAGCAUAUUAACAAGGCCUACACAUGACCUACCUCUAGUUAAGUGAUCAGUAAAGUAAAUAUGUUUUGGAGAGACCGACAUAAGUUAGGAAAUUUAAAUGUCCUAGUAUAAGUGACUAACCAUGAUAUUUUAGAAAUUGAGAUUUUGCAAAGGCGGUCCAGUCCCUCUUUUGAUAUAAACCAUAAAUUCUAAAAUUUUAACAGGCUUUAAACAACUGAAGUCAUCUGACUCUGUCCGGUUUGUUAGUUUAGUAGAGAUCUUGCAAAACAAUACAUUUAGUUUGAGAAGUGGAGCUGCUGAUACCUCCUCUGUUUUGACUUCUGAUUACCCAUAACGUUUUGAGUUCUGUCAAUCAACCAGGAAACUUUCCUAUGUAGUCAAUGCAUUGAGGUCAAGAUUUAGCUGGUUAAAGGGAUUUUGCCAUGUGUUUCACUUGAGCUUUUUUACAGUAGCCAUGCUGCAGGGAAAAAAGAGAGAUUUUGAAAAUAUUGUCAAAAAUAUAAAGCCAGCCAUAUCAAGGCAAAUGUAAAUCUGUUGAUUCGGGGUUUUUUUCUCUCAAAAUACAGUUUAAGAUUAAGUCUGUUGCUGGAUUUCUCAUUCACCAAGCUGCAGGAAAUCCUUAUUUGACCAGUUUUAAUUUUUUUUUUUAGGGAGGAGUGUCAGAUGCAUUUUAAAACUUUGAGUAUUUAAAAAUAAAUAUCAUAUUUGCUGUUCUUAAAGUGUCAUUUAAAUGCAUGUAUUGUGUGUUGCUUGAGGGACAGAAAUAGUUUUUUUGAAAAACUAAUACUGUACAGUUACUGCCCCUCAAAAAUGUUGCUGGUUAAAAAUACAGUAUUUUUGGCCAAUACCUUCGUACUAUAGUAUCUUCAUUCCUGAAAUUUAGUUUUUCCAAAAUGCUGUUUGGACUUUUUGUUCUCCCAAAGUGCUUCUUGUUAUAGUAAAUGGUGGAUAGAUGUGUUACUCCACAAUUAAUUUUUAAUUAUGUGUGCUCCAUCAUCAUUGUCUAAAUAUUAAAAUUUCCAGAAUAUCUUUAUUACAGCCAGACAUUCAAAACCUUUGAGGUUUGUUACAGUGGAGAUGGUAAUUUGACAGUAUUAUUAAAGGUUUGGAGUUUUUUUGGCUUGUGUACAAUGGAAACUCAGAAAUGGGGGGUGAGAAGAAAUAAACCCCAUACGUUACUACUAGAAAAUUCAGACUGUGUAGACAGGUGAAUUUCUUAAAGAUUUUGGAUGAUUGCAGUAGUACUGCAAGAGCAAGGUGUUCCUUAGGUCAUCUUGUUCACCUGUGCCUUGGCAGGAAUAAGGGAAAGAUGCCUAUGAGCUACUUCUCAGGAGUUUGGCUCAUACUUUGUCAACAAUUAGUGGAUCUCCUAUCUUCAUUACUGAAGAAAUAGAAGUUCAGGCCAGUUGCAAAAAUUAGUUUGUUUCCUAUUACAUGAUCACAAUGGUUUAAGUAAGAUUCCCAGAGUGCAAACAGUUUACCUAAGCAAGGACUUGAGUGAAUGAUUCCUCAUUUUAAUUUCCAGUUACAGAAUGUAAGGGAGAGGAAUCAGUAGGGAAGGAUUUAUUUUAUCUUUAUGUCUCAGUGAAGAUAAUGCCAACAAAAUACAGUGUCAGUGGUGACUGUUGGAUAUGUGAAAUAAAAGUAGAAACUAUCUGUGUGAUAAAUUGUGCAUAGUUGUGAUUAAAACCUGCCAUCAGAUUAUUACAAUCAUCUCACCAGAUUGCUGAGCACUUGUAGGAUACUGUUCCAAACACCUAGGAGUUCAAGAGUAUUUGUAGACUGCCACAAAAUACACAGUUGCCAGCUCCUCAGUAGCACAUGUGGUGUCAGUAUCUGACACCAAGGCACCUGCCCUACUCUCAUAGCUCAUUGCUACAAAAAAGAGCUACCCUCUGAGACGUCCUCUCUUCCCAGUUUUCAACUGCUGGGAAUUUUUCCUCUCCCUUAUUUCAGCCUUCCUGCUUUGCCAAUGAGCUGAGUGAAAAAAAAAAACCAAACCCUCUUCUUGUUUUACUGCUUUACUAAUCUAAUUUUCAGGGGUGUCAGCUGAUUUGGCUGACUAAUAUUUCCAGUAAGUGCUAAGCUGACUAAGUGGAAGAGGUAGAAUUGUGUGGCCAAAAGGCUUAGAAAUGAAGAAAAAAAGGAGUAACACUCUUCCCCUUUUUAAACCUAGUCCUGUAGUAUCUAAAACCUUCAUUUUUUGCACUCUGGGGGCUGUUAGCUAUUCUGGCUCGGAAGGGUUGCACUUUUCACUUUGAAAGGUCUUGACUGCAUUUUUAUCUGGGAAGAAAAUGAAAUUGUAGAAAAAGGAGAACUCUUUCCUACUCCGCUUUAAAGUUUCACACCAGUUUCUAUGUAUAUGAAGUAAAUGCAACUGUAGUCAGACCGAUGCCAACAAGUCACCCUUAGUGUUAAGGAUGGAGAAAUACAAGAAUUGGGCUUUCAUUCAUCUCACAGGGCAAAAAAAAAAAAGGAAGAAAAAAUAGUUCAUUUCCAGUAAGAUCUUAAAAAAAUGAAAGUUUUCUAUCUUAUUUAAAAUGCUGUGCUGCUGUGCAUGACAUUCAAGGUUUGCUGUGUCCUUGUCCAAUGCACUCCUUCCUUCUCCAUUCACACUCGUCUAUCACACUGAUUAAUUGCUUCCUGCCAUCAAAAGAAAAUACUUCUACAGUAUUGCUUUAUGUAUGUACACUCUGGAAUACUUUCUGAUCCUUGUGAAUUAAAUGUAAAUUGAUCUGAUAGAAUUCAACAAAUGAGGAUGUGUAAUACAGCUGAAGAGGAACACAAUUUCUGCUUAAUCUUGUUUAAUGUUCCUUCUGCCUUUUUGUUCUGAUUAUUUUUCUGUAUCUUUCUUUUAUCCUGCUUGCCAUAAAGAGAAGGUUGCUUGACCUACCAGAUUCAGUUCUGGUAGUCAUUACAGAAUUGAUUAUACUGGCUGCAUUAAAGACAAAUUGUGAGUAAGAACAGCUUCAGAAGGUUCCUGUAAUCAGGGGCAGAUCCAAUUAGCCUUUUGGACAGGCAUUUCAGAAAACAAAACUGUAACACUAUAGUUGGAAUAAGUCAGCUGAAGGAUGUAGUAGGCAAAUGUGAGCCUAAUUAAGCCAUUUCAGUAUGUCAUUUCGCAUUGUCAAUAGAGAACUGUUUGCCAGGAUGUUACAGAAAGUUUGCUUUUUUUCCUACAGUCCUAUAUGAGGUGGUUAAUGCAACGAUUAGGCUGGCACUCAACUGAAGAGAUGCUUUAAUUCGACUGUAAGUUCAAUGUAUUCUUGCGGAGAUUAUUGCAUAAGAUUACUUUAUAUGAUGCUAAAAACAACGAGAAGAUUACUUGCAUGCAGUAAAUAUUUAAGAUAUUGCACUUUUAUACAUUUAUUAUAAAGAAGAAUCACUCCCUAGAAAUAAAAUUCCAUUUAUCUCACAAUGAAGUAUCUGGAGUCUCUUAACAACUGGCAGUUAUUGUGCACUCAAGUGUGAUUAUUGUAUACUAGAGAUUAGUUCAUUUGUUACCAUAUACUGCAAAAUACUUGGUUUAUUAUAAAUGCUGAUUUUGGAAAGGCAGAAUAAUGUUUUUGUGACUGUCUUGAUGUCUACUUUUCUCAGCAUGUCUUAGGAGAACCUGAUUUAUUUUAGUUGGAGAAACUGACUGAUGUAAUAUCCACUGUCAGGGUUUUUCUUCAAGUGCUUUAGAACAUCACUUAUCUCACUUUACCAAAGUUAAGCAACCUGGUUGUAAUUGAGGCAGAAGAUAUAAACAUGGUCAAAUUUGAUACUUCCCUUGCAUAACAAUCUUUUAACACAUUAAUCAGUAAUAUGAUUAUAAUUUACUUGAUGGAGCUAUUUGUCUUAAAUUGCAACAGGCUGUGUUGGUACUAAGAAGACAUCAGUUUUCUUUUACAAGAUGUUGGAAGUGUUCAAAUAAUGUUAUAAAUAAUAUCUGUAAAAACAGCUUAAUGGAUAUUUAAUAUGGUCUAGAAGUUGUUUGAAUCUCUUGUAAGAAAUUAUAGAAAUGGUGCUGCAAGUGGAAGACUUCUGUGGUUAUGGAUUAAACAGUUCUCUUUUGAUAUAUAUUCACAUUCAUACAUGCUGAUUUCAUUUCUGCUAGUAUGAAACAAAAGCAACUCCACUGUAGAUAGCAAAAUGUAAUCCUCAGUUUAAAACCAGAAGAGCAAAGCAUUAUACAGCUAGAAGGUAAAUACAGGACUCAUCCUAGAUGAUGGUGUAGAGUGUAAAUGAGCACAACAAAUUUCCUAAGCAGAGAAAAGCUUAUGUAAACUGAAACCAUUUGUGAGUUGUUGGGUGUCUGUUUACUUGUUCAAGAUAAUUAGGAAAAAAAAACCAAACCUGGGUUUGAGAUACUUUGUUAGCAUAACUGAGACUUCUUUAAACAUUUUGCAUUACAAAGUAAUGCAGGUUAAAAGUUCUUUCUCCCCUACUCUGAUGUUCAAGAGUUGAGUAAUACAUAUUAUUGCGGAGUGCUCAAAAUGGACACCUCCAAAUUGCAACAGAGGGGAAUAGUGUAAUGCUGCAAGGCAUGGAAGGCAAACCUUACAUCCUCAGUCAUGCAAGUGAAACUAAUUUUGCUAGUUUACCUGUAAAAUAUGCAUAAUUUAGUUAUUUGGUUUGUCUUCCCAGUAGAAAAUAAUAUUAUGGCUUCCGUGUCUUAGCAGAUAGUCUUUUUACUUCUUCACUCUUCAGUUGUUCUACUGGAAAUACUAAAGAAUAGUUGUGUUACCCUAGGCUACAAAACCAGAAAAUUGAAUCCUUUCCCCAAAUCUCCAUCACUAAAUGUCCUGAUUUGAUCUCUUAGAGAGCCACAGGUGUGACUUUUAUUUAGUCUUCUGUUGCACAGCACGCAAAGAGACAGGUCUUUGCCACCAGAAAUUAAUGAAAAGGCAUACAAGUUUAGCUGCCACAGACUUCAUUUUCUACAGUCUAUUCAUCCUGGUUUAGUCUUUACUUUCAGUAAUUCUGUGACCAGCACAUUUUAGGAGAAGGAAAAUAGAUGGAGAAGGAAAAUUUUCUGCCUGAAGGUCUUUUGAGUAAAAAUUCGACUCCAGUGACAUCUCUGAAAAAGAAAUCUCAGAAGAGGCUUCUUUUGGAGCUGAUCGUCUGAAAUUUCCGAACACAACUUGCUAGUUGAAGUUCUGUAAGUGACAGAAGUUGAAGCAUUAGUUUAAAUAAAGUGUUUGUUUCCAUCACUGACAGCAGUCUAUCUUGAGCAGGUUGACGUAGGCCAAUGUGGCAUUAUUUAAAAUGCUUAUGGGUACAUGGAAAUUCCUAUUUGGUGUACAUCUGUCACUGUGGAAUGCUGUGUCACCUGUGAACCAAGGGUCCUAAAGAGUGGAAAUUUUAACAGAAAGUCUUGGUGUCUUAUGUUUCUGUAAUCAAAGCAAGAGCAGGUCUGCUGUUGCUUUAGUGCAAAAGAAUUUCUCUGCUACAGAGCUACCAUUUUCACUUUCUGGGGUUUUUUCCUCCUCCCGCUCAUUUUUAAUGGAAAAAUAAAAAACAAAACACCCUCCCAAAGGAACCGGGAAUACUGAUGACAUUGUGCACUUACAUUCCAGACAAUAGUUUUUAGUCAUAUUGUUAGAGCCUACAGGUGCCCAAUAGGUUCAUGAAUAUGACCAUUGGCUGUUGACUGUGGGCCUUUAAUUACAUCAAGCCUGCAACAUCAAGGGGGAUUUGAUAUGUAGAUGCUAUGUUCUUUAGGAAGGUACCUUCCUAAAACACCUUUUACACUGCAUAAGUUGCUUCCAAAUUUAAGAUUUCUCAAGUGGUGAGAAAAGAAACAGGUGAUGAUAGGAUGGCCAUUAGCCAUAUACUGGGGUCUACAGUGAGAACAAGCAGGACACUGGACUGUGAAGCACACACUGAAGUUACUGUUGAUGGAGGAGGAGACUUUGUAGAAAACUAUUUUUGACUUAUGCUUAGGCCAAAAGUACACUGGGAAAACAACAAUGGGGAAUACAUCACACCACUUAUUAAAAAUUCCUUUGACAAUAAAAAAGGUGAAGUCUGAGGCAUUUUGCCAAGACUUCAAGGUUGUCAUUAAUGAGAACACAAUUUGAGAAUGUAUCUGUGCAUAUACUACCUAGAUAUGAAUUCAGGAGCUGUGACACUUAGAAAAUGGUAUAUAUAGAGAGUGACAUAAAGAAUUUAACACAAAGCAAGUGCCAGGCCACACAAUUUUACAUCUUUCAUCAGAGACAGGUGCAAACACUUUCAAGUAUAUUUUUCUAUAGGUACAUGCACAUUUCUAUUGGCAUAGCAAGCAUAUCAGGCAUUUUGUGAUAUCUGAGGAGGCCAUAGUCUUACAGAAAUGCUUACCUAUUUAAAGAAUUUUCAGAAAGAUAUUGUAAAACAAUUGUAAUUUCAUAGAUGUUAAUGAAAACUACAAGUUGUAUAUUGAUCUUUUUGUGUGUGUGUGUGCAAUUUCAAUUAAACAAGUUUAUUUUAAA